AUGCAUCUAUUAUUUGAUAUAAUUUUAAUUUUUCUAUUUCUCCCAACUUAUUUAUGUGUAACUAAUUUCACCUAUACAUUUUCACAUGUAGCAACAAGUAAAAUACCAACAUUGUUACAAUCAGAUGGUUUUCUAUUAACUGAUUCAUCUUCUGUCGCACGUUUAUUAUCAACUGAUGAUGAAUUAAUAAAUUCAACUCAAAUUCUUCUAUCAUCUAAUAAUUCACAAUCAAUUGCUUUUAGUUGGAAUACAGGUGAUUGUUCAUUACCAUCAGCAUUAGCAUAUACAUAUCCAUUAAUUGAUAUUAGUAGUCCAAUAUGUUUUUCAUCCAUAUCUUCAUCUAUAAAUAAUAUUUUACAAUUAACAGUUACAAUUCCACAAGUAGCAUCAGCAGCUACGUUGUAUAUGAAUCAAUAUUCUUUAACUUAUUUUUCAAUGAUUAUAAGUUCUUCAAAUAAUUUUUAUUUUAAUUAUGCACAAGAAUUUUCAACUUAUCUAACACAAAAUUCGUUAACACUUGAACAUUUUUUAUUUAAAUCAAGUUUUACUUCAUCAUUAGUUUCUGCUCGAAGCAAAGUUUAUUUUAUCAUAUGUUCAUAUGCUGAUGAAAUUGAUCUAUAUUCCAAAAUUGUUUCAUUUUCCCAAUUAUCAACAGGAAAUCCAAUUUUUAUAUUUAUUCGUUGGUCACCACAUUUUGUUAGUUUUUAUACAAAACAAUAUAUACCAGAUAAAUCAUUAACCGUACCUUCAUAUUAUUUUGCUAUUCUUCAUCUUUUACCAAUCGAUACUGGUUCAACCAGCAGUUUUUAUAAUAUUGUUUCGAAUUAUGAACAACAAAUUCUUACUAAUGUAUCAAAUGCAACAAUCGACGACGAUCUGAUUUUUAUUUUAAAUGAACUUGAAAGUGUAGAAUAUCUUCAACAACCGAAUUCAUCAAUAUUUCUUAAUCCAAUUACUUUAAAUAGUGCUCAACAACGUUUAUUUACAUAUGCAUUAAUUGGUUUGGAAUGUAAUAGCUCAUGGACAAUAUUUAAAAAAUUAAAUCCAAGCAAUUCAGUAUUUCAAAAUAUUGAUACAAAUCUAAGUUUAUGCACACGUAUUACUUAUCCAACUACUGAUGCGCUUGUUACUAGUGAUAGUGGAUGGAAUAUACUUCGAAUUGUACUUUUUUCAUUGUUAGGUGUAGCCAUAGCAUGUGCUGCUGCUCUUGUCGCAUUUUUUGUUAUAAGGAGUCAACGUGCUCGACAACAGAUGUCCAAAGGUCCAAACAAAAUUAUGCUACUACCAGAAGAUUUAAUGUUUGUCAUGCCAAAAGGAUCAAUAUUUACUAGCAAAGUUAAUUUACGAAAUGAACCACAUGAACGAAGUAAUGUAUCAUUACGUAGUGAAGAAUUUCAAGCAGGAAAAACGGCACGUUUCAAUGGUGAUUUAGUUGAAGUAAAAAAAUUACAUAUUGGUCCAUUAUCGCUUCGUACAAAAGUUAUGAGAGAAUUACGACAAUUAAAAGAUUUACGUCAUGAAAAUGUGAAUGGAUUUAUUGGAAUUUUUAUUGAUCAAACUGCACCAGCUUUAAUUUUUGAAUAUGGACAACGAGGCAGUCUUGAAGAUAUUUUAAGAAAAGAAGAGAUCAAACUUGAUUGGAAUUUUAAAUGGUCAAUGCUUAAUGAUCUUGUUCGAGGUAUGCGUUAUUUAUCAAAUUCUGCGAUACGUUGUCAUGGAAAUUUAAAAUCACGAAAUUGUAUUGUUGAUUCACGUUGGGUAUUAAAAGUAACAGAUUUUCGUCUCAAUGAAAUAUAUACGUUACAAAAUGCUCCACGACAAGUUGACUUAAUCGAUCUUUUAUGGAUGGCACCUGAACAUAUUCGUACAGCAAUUAUUAAAAAUGAUGUAGCAACCGUAAUGACAAGUUCAUCUGCCGGUGAUGUUUAUAGUUUUGGUAUUAUUAUGCAAGAAGUUAUUUUACGUGGUGCACCAUUUUGUAUGCUUGAUCUUACACCUCAAGAAAUCAUUGCUAAAAUAAAAAAACCACCACCAUUAUUACGACCAUCAGUAUCAAAACAAACAGCCCCACCUGAAUAUAUUAAUUCAAUGAAACAAUGUUGGGCAGAACAAGCUGAAACACGACCAUCAUUUAAUGAUCUUGCUCAAUCAAUUAAAUUACUCAAUGGUGGAAAGAAAGUCAAUAUUGUUGAUACAAUGUUUAAAAUGCUUGAAAAUUAUUCAAAUAAUUUGGAAGGUUUAAUUAGAGAUCGAACAACGCAACUUGAAGAAGAAAAGAAAAAAACUGACAAACUUCUAUCACAAAUGUUACCACCGAGUGUUGCUGAAAGUUUAAAAUCUGGUAAAGCAGUUGAAGCUGUCUGGUUUGAAUGUGUAACAAUUUAUUUUUCUGAUAUUGUUGGAUUUACGACAAUAUCUGCAUUAAGUAAUCCAAUGGAAGUUGUUGAUCUAUUAAAUGAUUUAUAUACAAUGUUUGAUUCAAUUCUCGAAGAUUUUGAUUGUUAUAAAGUUGAAACUAUUGGUGAUGCAUAUAUGGUCGUCAGUGGUCUUCCACUACUAAAUGGAAUACAACAUGCAUCAGAAAUAGCCACAAUGGCAUUAACACUUUUACAUGCAUGUGGUAAAUUUCGAAUUCGUCAUAUGCCUGGUGUACCAUUACGAUUACGUAUUGGUCUUCAUUCUGGUGCAUGUGUUGCUGGGGUUGUUGGUCUUAAAAUGCCUCGAUAUUGUCUUUUCGGUGAUACAGUUAAUACAGCGUCUCGAAUGGAAUCAACUAGCAUGGCUUUUCGUAUCCAUUCAAGUGAAACAACUGCUGCUUUGUUAGAAGAAAUUGGUGGAUUUAAAUUAGAAUUACGUGGUGUUACUGAAAUAAAAGGUCGAGGAAAUUAUAAAACUUAUUGGCUUUCUGGUAAAGAUGGUUUUGAUAAAGAACUACCGGAUCCAGUUAUUUCCGAUAGUAGUCAUGGUCUUGAUAAAGAACUUGUUAGGUUAGUUGAAGAGAAAAAGGCACGUGAACAAGAAGAAGCUGAAAAGCAGAGAACAGCACGUGAUGUAGUUGAAAGUCAGAAAACAACAGAAAAUACUCAAAUUCAAGUCAAACCAAUUAUUGAAACAGUAUCUAAAGAAACACAUAAUGAUAAUAAAACUGCAGAUUUAUUAAGAUUCACACCACCGCCAUCGAAACCACCAUCACAAGUAACACGUGCAUCACCUGAACCACCUAGAAUUAUUAAUGCAAGUGAAAUUCCAGCGAAACUACAAGCAAUGAAUGGUCCUAGUGGACCUGUUAAAAAGUCAAACAAAGCAAAAUGGUGA
Molecule: messenger RNA, 3315 nt
Organism: Adineta steineri
Lineage: Eukaryota; Metazoa; Rotifera; Eurotatoria; Adinetida; Adinetidae
Source: the annotation of a GenBank genome assembly